Recurvomyces mirabilis is the source of this 1092-nucleotide messenger RNA. RefSeq lists its product as uncharacterized. The record is from RefSeq and is a predicted model, not a curated record. The transcript has 2 exons. The coding region runs from base 1 to 1092 and encodes 363 amino acids. NCBI's taxonomy places the organism in Eukaryota, Fungi, Ascomycota, Dothideomycetes, Mycosphaerellales, Teratosphaeriaceae.
AUGGAAUUCACGACGAACGGCUCUGUUGAUCAUACUCAAUCACUAGAACCACGACAACUGCCUCCUGGUGCUCCUGGCAAGCCAUACGUGAUCUCGUCUCAAGAUGGAGAAAUCAUAUACAUCCCGCUAUCGAAAUCAGCAACCCGACUUCUGGUCACUGGUAAGGAGAGUGAGAAUGCCUUUGCCAUGGUGGCCAGCGGAGGCAGUCAAAGCGAUCCUAUAGGAUUUCACUAUCACCGAGAAGCUCAUGAUGUUUUCUUAUGUCUUGCUGGAGAAGUCAAUGUCUGGGCUGGAGAUCAGUGCCGAAUCAUGACUUCGGGCGAUUUUGCAUCCGUGCCGCCCGGGACGAUACAUCAGUACCAAGUUCUGGGUCCACACUCUGAAUUCGCGGGCUUGAUUGUGCCUGGAGGCUGGGAGGAGUUCUUCCGCUUCAUCGGGGAGCCGUACUCAGGACCAAUGUGGCCGAUGCAGGACGAACGCAAUUUCUUCGAGGUACUGCUGCCACGUCUUAAGCAGGCAGCUGAGCAGUUCGAUAUGGUGCCAUGUCCGCAGCAUAAGCAGUUCGAACCGCAAGCAUGGCAGUCCGGCGACAAUCGAUUGCCCGGCAUACCAGAACCAUAUUUUCUGAAGAAUGCCACAGGGCCAGCUUACGAAGUCGGAGGAACAGUAUCCAGACCCCUUGUUACCACGGCUGAAUCGUAUGGCAAGUUCGCCAUCGGGAGUAUCGAAGCAUCAUGCCAGCAUCAAGAGGCAAGCAUCUUCGCAGGCAAGGAAAAAUCAAUUCGCUUCGACGCAGUACACCACGCUUUCAUGGUCACACAAGGAGCUGUUGAGUUUCAUCUCGAAUCACAUACCUCCUCCAAUUUAUCUGCAGGAGAUGUGAUUUACGUACCGAAAGGCACGAAUUUCAGAUUUUCGACAAUGUCUCGCUUUAGCAAAAUGUAUGCUUUCGCGAACGGUGGCGGAGUGGUUGAGCUGUUGAGCAGGCUUGGUCAGAAACAUAGCCUGCCAAUACUGUCGGACAAUGUAAGCAAGGUGGACCACGAAGUACUGGUGAAGUUGCAACAAGAUCAUGGGUGUACCUUGGUAUAG